AUGGUGGUGAGGAGUGACAGGUUGAAGAGGGAUGUGGCAGAUUGUGGUGACAACAACCAAAACGGGUACGUGGAGCAAGAGAAGAAGAUAAAAGGGGUGCAUAUAUGCGGUGUUGUCAACGCCGAUCUUCAUGAGGCCAAGCAGUACCACAGGAGGCACAGGGUGUGUGAGUAUCAUGUAAAGGCUCAGGUUGUGCUUGUUGAUGAGGUUAGACAACGGUUCUGUCAGCAAUGUAGCAGAUUCCACGAAUUAGCUGAAUUUGAUGACACAAAAAGAAGUUGCCGCAGAAGUUUGGCCGGAUACAAUGAACGGAGGAGAAAGAAUUCAGAUCAGUCUCAAGCAGAAGGGUCAAGCCGCAACAAAGGCACAGGGCACCCUCAAUUGAAGGACAUUACUUGUGGUCAGGCUGAUGAGAGGGGGAGAAUUCAGAUAACAAUCCACGAAAAUGCUGCUUACAAACAUUUCCAGAUAAGAUGAGAUAUGCUUUGAUCUGAAGUUUGCUCUCUCUCUUCUGUCAUCCAGGGGAUGUAUUUGUAUUUGUCAAACUAUUCCUGUGUCACACUCAUGCUGAAGAUUGCAUUUAGAUAAAUAACUUACAAAAAAUAAAACCAACAUAAUGGUUAGCAUCAGAAGAAAUUUAUGCACUUCAGACCAUUAUGUUCAAUCAUUAUGCUUGAUAUAUCUUAAUAUUCUUUGGCACCAUUA
Glycine soja is the source of this 705-nucleotide messenger RNA. Its product is annotated as squamosa promoter-binding-like protein 3. NCBI's taxonomy places the organism in Eukaryota, Viridiplantae, Streptophyta, Magnoliopsida, Fabales, Fabaceae. Bases 1 to 477 code for a protein of 158 amino acids. The record is from RefSeq and is a predicted model, not a curated record. The transcript is spliced from 3 exons. Gene Ontology annotation, molecular function: DNA binding. Gene Ontology annotation, cellular component: nucleus.